AUGUUGUGCGGACGUCACUUCACGUUGUUGACGGAUCACAAACCAUUGCUUUCAGUCUUCGGUUCGAAAAAAGGCAUUCGUGUCCACUCAGCCAGCCGACUUCAGCGAUGGGCGACCAUCCUUCUUGGCUACGAUUUCGACAUUCGCUACUGUCGUACUACAGACCUUGGUCAGGCUGACGCCCUUACUCGCCUCAUCAGCAAUCAGCAAGAACCUGAGGAAGACACCGUGAUUGCGGCCAUUUCGAUUGAAGACGAUUUGCGCCGUCAGCUAUCAGACGCUAUACGAGGUAUCCCUGUCACUUCCGCGGACAUCCGACGUGCUACUGAACAGGAUCCUGUCCUCCAUCGGUCAAUCACCUACGUGCAGACCUGCUGGCCAGCCACUGCUCUCGCUGGCGAUCUUCGCCAGCUCCUUCUUCGCCAAGAAUCGCUAUUUGUGGUUGACUCCAGCGUCAUGUUUGCGGACCGAUUGCUGAUCCCAUCUUCCCUCCGACCCUCUGUACUACGCCAGUUCCAUGCGGCUCAUCCUGGUGCCAGCCGAAUGAAGUCUAUUGCUCGCAGUUUUGCUUACUGGCCGGGUAUCGACGGCGAUGUCGACGACCUGGUUCGACGCUGUUAUCAAUGUUAG
Messenger RNA from Spirometra erinaceieuropaei, 630 nucleotides. The record is from the annotation of a GenBank genome assembly. Lineage: Eukaryota; Metazoa; Platyhelminthes; Cestoda; Diphyllobothriidea; Diphyllobothriidae.